AUGCGUCGCGCGACGACGCACCGAUAUCGCUCGAUCUCGAUCCCCCCCGCCGUCGUCGCGACGUCGCGCGCGUCCUCGGCGGAACGACGCCGCGGACUCGCGGCGUCGUGCUCGACGAAACCGUCGUCGACGAAACCGAAACCGUCGACGAAACCGCCGCAUCGGAUUCCCGUCGGCGAGCGGCGACGUCGCGGCGCGCGCGUCGCCGCGGCCGCCGCCGCGACCGCGUCCCCCUCCGACGACAUCUCGAAGGGUUUCACCGACGAGACCUCGCGCGCGUCGUUCGCGUUCAUCGGCGCGGUGUUGCUCAACGUCCUCCUCGGGACGCUCUACUGCUGGUCGUGCUACCUCGUCCCGCUCGAGCAAGCGCUCGGGGUCGGGCGCGGCGUCCUCUCCGGCGUGUUCUCGCUCGCGACGAUCGCCUUCACCGCGUCCGUGUUCAAGCUCGGGCCGGCGCUGUACUCUCGGCUGAACCCCGCGGUCAUCGCGUCCGGGUCCGCGCUCAUCGCCGGCGCCGGGAUGCUCGUCGCGUCGAAAGCGCUGUCAUACGUCUCCGUGGUGCCGCUGUUCGUCGGUUACGGGGCCAUGUUUGGCGCCGCCGCGGGGGUGGGCUACGGCCUCUCCGUGCAAAUCUCAGGCGCGGAGAACGGCGCGCGGUCUCUGCUCGGCGAGGGGCUGACGACCGGGUUGGUCACCUCCGCGCGCGCGGGCGGCGCGUUCGUGUUCGCGCCGAUAAUCAGAGCGCUUCUCGACGCGGGAGGGGUCCAGCUCGCGCUGAGCGGGAUGGGCGCGGCGCUGAUCGCGUCCUCCGCGCCGCUGUGGUUACUUCUGUCGCUCGGGGGUUUGGACGCCCCGCUCGCAGAUCGGAAGCGGGAUAAGAACGACGGAGAGAAAACGCCGGAGGAGCUCGAGCGCGACGCGCAGCUGAAACCCGCGAUGUUCACGCUGUGGAGUUCUCUCGGGUUGGGGUCGUUCGCGGGGUUGAUGGUCGUGGCGCACGCGAGCGCGUUGUUGCAGUGCCACGGCGCCGCGAUCGGCGUCGCCACCGCGGGGGUGUCCAUCGUGUCUCUGUUCACGACGUUCGGGAGGGUGUUAGGCGGGUGGGCGUGCGACCGCGCGUGGUGCGGCGCGACGAAGGUGUUGCGCGUCGUCCCGUUCGUCGCGGUGCCGCUCAUGGCGUGGGGCGCGGGCGCAGAGAGCUCGGUGGUGGCCGCGCAAGCAGCGCUUGCGGCGGCUUCCGUCGUCUACGGCGUCUUCGCGUCCGCGGUUCCCGUCGAGCUCAGGCGACGCACGGGGCCGAGGGACUUCGCGAGGCAGUACGGUAAGGUGUACACCGCGUGGGGCGUCGCCGGUCUCGCCGCGCCGUGGACCGCGGGGUUGUUGUACGACGCGAACGGGGACUACACCGCCGCGCUCGUCGUCGCGAUGGCGCUGUGUUUCGGCUCCGCAGUCGCCGCGUUUUUGUUGAAACCGGGGCGGAGCCACGAGGAGUGGGCGGCCGCGAUCGAGGCGGGGAAGCGCGCGAUCGGGAGCGGGAGCGGGAGCGGGAUCGGGGGGGGCGAAGUGGCGGGCAGCGGGAACGUCGCGGGGAAGAGUUGA
Molecule: messenger RNA, 1599 nt
Organism: Micromonas pusilla CCMP1545
Lineage: Eukaryota; Viridiplantae; Chlorophyta; Mamiellophyceae; Mamiellales; Mamiellaceae
Product: major facilitator superfamily
Exons: 1
Coding region: 1-1599 (532 amino acids)
Source: RefSeq, a predicted model, not a curated record